ACAUGUUCCACCCAAGGUCUCAGUCCAGCUCCUUAGCUCUACUCCUGACUUUCGUCCUGGCUUCCGUCGGCGUUCAGGGGGACUACGAUUGGUAUGGCGAUUAUUCGGGCUCUGAACUGGACUACGUCUUUGCGGAUGUCAACUACGACGCAGUGUGCCCACCAGGUGGUUAUGCUGUCUGCGCCACCGAUGGCUAUACCUACCAUCCGUUCUCGAGCAAGUGCCGCCUGGACUCACAGAACUUGAAACUGUUGUUUGCCGGAAAGAAGGAACUCGCCCAAACUGACCUGAGCUACUGUCCCUCGUAUCCCCAGCAACCGUAUGGUCCGCCUGCUCCUGCUCACGGCUAUCAUCCGAAGCCAGUUCAGAAUUAUGCCCCGGUUCGGUAUUCCUCAUCGUCUGGCCAGAAUUCGUAUGCCUAUGCCGCUGCCAGUGGGCCCUAUGGCGCCAAGGCGGUGGCUGAGGCUCCGGGUCCGUAUCCUGUGACUUCUCCCUCCUAUUCCGUCUCGUAUCCCGCCGCUCCGGCUGCCUAUGCCCCGCCCCCUGCCAAAUACCCCUCCCCGCCCUCGUCCUAUCCCGUUUAUGCCAAACCAGUGCCGGCCUAUGCUGCUGUUUAUAGUUACGCUGGCACCACCAAGGCGCCAUCUACCGGAACGACUACGACGUCCGCCACUACAGGCACCACAAAAGCCAACAGAUACCCUGGAUACCCCACCAAAUACGCAACCAUCACAGCGGCAACAACCACAGCAGCAACAACUAUUGUAGCAACAACUACGGCAGCAACAACAACUGCAGCAACCACUAAGGCAGCAACCACUACUGCAGCAACUACUACGGCAGCAACAACAACUGCAGCAACCACCAAGGCAGCAACAACAACUGCAGCAACCACCAAGGCAGCAGCAACUACCGCAGCGACAACUACUGCUGCAACAACUGCAGCAGUAACAACUGCAGCAGCAACAACUGCAGCAGCAACAACUGCAGCAACAACUACUGCAGCAACAACUGCUGCAGCAACAACAGCAGCAACAACUACUGCAGCAACAACUGCAGCAGCAACAACUGCAGCAACAACUGCCGCUCCUUCUAACCCCUAAUUAAAAGGAAAAUUCUAUCGAUCGCCAACACCAAUGAGCAACGCACUCGAAAGUCCAGGAAAACCACAGAACAACCGCACGAAGACAAGACCAAACGAAAUAAUAAUUUUGACCACAGCAAUAUGUAGAGUGUUCCAUUUUAGCCACAAUAAAGCAAUCAGU
This is a messenger RNA of Drosophila mauritiana, 1265 nucleotides long. RefSeq names its product mucin-19. The transcript is spliced from 3 exons. The coding region runs from base 3 to 1103 and encodes 366 amino acids. Lineage: Eukaryota; Metazoa; Arthropoda; Insecta; Diptera; Drosophilidae. The record is from RefSeq and is a predicted model, not a curated record.